Drosophila ficusphila is the source of this 2271-nucleotide messenger RNA. RefSeq names its product ras-related protein Ral-a (gene Rala). Gene Ontology annotation, molecular function: GTPase activity; GTP binding; GDP binding. Gene Ontology annotation, biological process: Ras protein signal transduction. Lineage: Eukaryota; Metazoa; Arthropoda; Insecta; Diptera; Drosophilidae. Bases 347 to 940 code for a protein of 197 amino acids. The transcript is spliced from 5 exons. Gene Ontology annotation, cellular component: plasma membrane. The record is from RefSeq and is a predicted model, not a curated record.
CGGUCACACUAGUUUUUUUUUCAGACCCAAGCCCAUCGUUUUUAUUUGCGGCGUGCGGCAAAACUAAAUCGAAAGAAUACCCGAAAAGCAAAGUCUCGCAUUGUUUUAUUGUUGUGAUCCUUUUUCAACGACCGCGUCUCUAUUUUUUGUUCAGUGCUUCAAGUGCUAGGUUACACCAAAAACAAACGAAGCGGAAGAACAAAGCGGACACGCAAAAAAACGAAGUACGCAAAAGGGAGAAAAGAGAAGCAGCAUUUACAACUACAACAAACUAAAGUGAUUACGCAUAUUUCACAGCAGACAGCGAGUGUGAGCGAGUGAGCGAUCAGCGAACGAUCCCGCCAUCAUGAGCAAGAAGCCGACAGCCGGACCGGCGCUCCACAAGGUCAUAAUGGUGGGCAGUGGCGGCGUGGGAAAGUCCGCCCUCACACUGCAGUUCAUGUACGAUGAGUUCGUCGAGGACUACGAGCCCACCAAGGCCGAUAGCUAUAGGAAAAAGGUUGUGCUGGAUGGGGAGGAAGUACAAAUAGACAUAUUGGACACGGCUGGUCAGGAGGACUAUGCUGCGAUCAGAGACAACUACUUUCGCAGCGGCGAGGGUUUCCUCUGCGUCUUCUCCAUCACCGACGACGAAAGCUUCCAGGCGACCCAGGAAUUCAGAGAACAAAUCUUGCGGGUGAAGAACGACGAGAGCAUACCGUUCCUGCUGGUGGGCAACAAGAGCGAUCUGAACGACAAGCGCAAGGUGCCGCUGAGCGAAUGCCAAUUGCGGGCGCAGCAGUGGGCGGUGCCCUAUGUUGAGACCUCGGCUAAAACCCGCGAGAACGUGGACAAGGUAUUUUAUGAUCUAAUCAGGGAUAUUUCAUCGCGUAAAAAACAACGUCAGACGGACGUCAAACAGCCGCCGAAGCCCAAUUCUCAUUGCUGCCAACUGCUGUAGGAUGAACAACAACAACAACAACAACAGACAACAACCAUACGAUGAACAACAAACAACUGCAGCAGCAACAACUUGGAAACAACAACGGCCACACGGAUAUCACCAACCACAGAAUAGCAGAAGAAGAAAAUAACGAUAUGUUAAUAAAGAAUUAACUUAGAGAACACCAGAACACACUUACACAGAAGAAAAUGUCAAAAUUAUUUGCCACACUUAAACACAUAAUCCAAGGUAACUUGCAUUGUAAUAUACAUAAAUAUAUUAUUUAGGCAACCAAUUUCCCAAAAACAUAAAGAUAAAAGCACACAGACAGGCAACUUGUAGAUUCUGCCGAUUAGUUUUGUUUUCUUUUUGAAUUAUCUAUUUUUGUGUUGCCCGUAAAAAUAAAAUGUUAAAAUUAAAAGAAAAACUAAAGCUUGAACUUAUUAAAUAUAAUCAAUCUUAGAAACCUAAACAACCCGUAAUAAUUAUGCAAUUAAUAAAUGCUUUAGGUAUUUCUCUUGUUUAAUUAUACAUACGCAUACAUUUUUUUGUAAUAUUUUAAAGUUAAAUAGCUAAAUGCAAACCAACACAAACCAACAAGAAACCACACAGAAAAGCUUUUUAUAAAUACAUCUAAAUAUAUAUUUAAAUAUAUACAAAAUAGUUUAAAGUAUAAAACACUUAAAAUGCUAGAGAGGAAAAUAAAAAAGGGAAACGAAAACAAAUAAUAUCUCCAAUUAUUAAUUGUAAACGAAAUGAAUCGAAACAAAUUUUUAAUGCAAUUUUUGUAAUUUUCUAAACCAAACGCAAAUGAGUAGGGGUAUAUAAAAACAAAUUCAAAUGAAGAAUGAUAAACUAACGUUUUUGACAAGCUUUGGAGAUUUCCCUUUACUAAUGGUUACUUUCUCACGCUGAAACACAUCCAAUAUAUAUUUAGCAAUUACUCCCAGUUGAAUUGCUCCUUUGUUUACUUUUGUAAAACUGCAUUCUGUAUUUUAAUGUUUAAGCUAUUAUUAUUAUGAUAAUUAUUAUUAAAUAUAUAAGUUAUGUAUGUAAUCAAUUGAUGGUUGGUUCAUAUUUUGUAUCAAGCAAUUCCCUUUAUCCUUCUUCGAAAAUUGUUGCAAAAAACACGAAAACUCGGUCACAGCUAGAACCCUCAAUCAUUUAUUUCUUUUCCCUCACGUUCAUACAUGCAUGUAUUCAAAAUAAAAUCAAGCAACAACCCGCAUUUUUUUUAUAUAAAUAUAUAUACAUAAAUUAUUAUUACGAAAGUUAAAAAUGGCGGUCGAAGGAACGUACUUUUAGCUUGACUCAGAAAUAAACCGAAAAAUAUAUGUAAAAUACAAAAA